UAAAAUUGCUAAGCUUGAAGCUGCAAAGCGUGUAUCAUUUUUAAAAAGUAAAGCUGAUAGUAAAGCAUCUCAGUUAGAUACUAAGCAGGCUGCUGUGACAAUUUGGAAAUAUUCAAUGUUCAGUAAAAAAUCACUAGAUAUGUCCAUUGCCUAA
Dentiscutata heterogama is the source of this 154-nucleotide messenger RNA. The record is from the annotation of a GenBank genome assembly. NCBI's taxonomy places the organism in Eukaryota, Fungi, Glomeromycota, Glomeromycetes, Diversisporales, Gigasporaceae.